Molecule: messenger RNA, 1383 nt
Organism: Cryphonectria parasitica EP155
Lineage: Eukaryota; Fungi; Ascomycota; Sordariomycetes; Diaporthales; Cryphonectriaceae
Product: SET domain-containing protein
Exons: 4
Coding region: 1-1383 (460 amino acids)
Biological process (GO): peptidyl-lysine monomethylation
Cellular component (GO): nucleus
Molecular function (GO): protein binding; protein-lysine N-methyltransferase activity
Source: RefSeq, a predicted model, not a curated record
AUGCCUCGAGAGAAGCUGCCACUGGAGUCACUUCCGGCCUGGAUGAGCCUCAAUAAUGCAACAUUUUCUCACGUUGAGGUGAAGACCAUCCCGGACAAGGGCCAUGGGCUGGUCGCCCAAGCAAAAUCAGCUGAAAUUGGACUGUCUCCUCUCAUCACAGUCCCUCGUGACCUGCUCUUGAAUGCAGGAGCUGUGGAAGAGUAUGCCAAAGCAGACAGGAACUUUAGGGCACUCUUGGAUGCUUGCGGGCACAAGGCAGCCCUCUCUUCCCAGGCUCAUGAGCUGGGAGGCCUCUCAACUCCAUGGACAGAGUAUAUCAAAAUCCUAGAUGACCAUGUGCCGGUGCCGAUUCUGUGGAUCGAGGAAGAACGCGCGCUCCUCCGAGGAACAUCCCUUGAACCCGCCCUAAACGCAAAGAUGCUGGCACUCGCGCGCGAGUUCGACGAAAUUCGCGAGAAGUCAUCCGACAUCGAACGUUGGAGGAACGCUUUCUGGGAUAACAACAAUCCUAUCCAACUGGUGGACUGGUAUCGCCUUGACGCUUGGUAUCGAUCUAGGGUGCUCGAGCUGCCCAGGUCCGGACCAUCUAUGGUCCCAUGUAUUGAUAUGGCAAAUCAUUCAACUGAAGCAAACGCAUACUACGAGGAGACACCCCAAGAUGAGGUCGUUCUGCUGCUCCGGCCUGGUAGCCAGGUCGACAGUAAGGAUGAAAUCACCAUCAGCUAUGGCUCAGACAAGCCAGCCGCGGAGAUGCUGUUUUCUUAUGGCUUCUUAGAUGCUUCAUCCGGAGCUUGCUGUCUCACCUUGCCCCUAGACACCCUCCCAGACGAUCCGCUCGGCAGGGCGAAAGCUCACAUCUUUACGGGCACUCCCUCCAUUCAGGUCAAGGAAGUCGAUGGGGAGAUGGAGUAUACGAGCCCUUUCGCCUUUUUAGUGUGCCUGAAUGAAGAGGACGGCUUGGAAUUCAAGAUCCUGCAGUCGUCCGAUGGUGGCAGAGAGCUCAGGAUGUUCUGGCAAGACAGUGAUGUUACUGAACAGGCCGCAUCGUUUGAGACGCUCAUUGCAGACCAUCCAUUGCGAGACGUGUUCAGACUACGAGUGAACAUGGUAAUCUCCCAGCGACUUGAGGAGCAGUUGCAACAGCUGUACGAGAGCGAAGAAGCUGGUGUGGUCGAUGAGGUCAGCAGCUUCAACGCCAUCAACGCGCGCAUGUUGAAGCGCAUAGAGAAGGGCGCCCUCGAGAGAACAUCAGCGGCACUGGAAGAUCAGCGGAACAAACUUCUGGCAGAAGAGAGCGUCACAACCUAUCUCGCGUCGAUGCAGGCUGGCGCUGAGUCUAAUGAUACCCAAGAGGAGGACCCUUCCGAAAAUGACUUCAGCUGA